AUGGACGAAGCUUAUAAAGCCUUUAAAAAUGUAAUAGACACGCAGACGUCUCCAGAUCAGUGUUCCUUGUACGGAGAACUCCUUGCUACAAAACUGAGGGCCCUUGAUGCAGAUACUAGAGAAAUGGCAAUGAUUGAGAUUGACUUGUUAGUUUAUCGUUUAAAACACAGAUACAAUGAGAGUACUAAACAGCAUUUUGGCCACGUGAAUCUUCAAAACGUUCCAAUUCAGUCAACAGCUCCUUUUCCUCACAACUCCAGUCAAUAUCAGCAAGUUAAUUUUGAGCCGGUUUUUCAACACACGUGUAGAAGACCUUUGUCAUCAGCUUCAUCACACCACUCAUUGCUUUCAAACCAUUAUUUUUUGUCUUCAAAUUCACCUUCUCAUUCACCUCAUGCGCCAAUAUUGUCUGAACAACAUCUUCCAACCACAUUACCCUCAGCAGCCCAACAAGUUCACAUUCAACCAACCCUAUUGCCCUUGACGUCACCAUAUGCUGCGAAUUACUCACAACAUUCAACAACUACAUUACCCUCGACAUCUGCUGCAACCAGACAAAGCUUCUCAAACUCCUCAAGUGAAAAGGAAAUUGUACUUGAUACGUAUGGAGACCCAUAUGAAGACUACUGA
Messenger RNA from Psylliodes chrysocephalus, 630 nucleotides. The record is from the annotation of a GenBank genome assembly. Lineage: Eukaryota; Metazoa; Arthropoda; Insecta; Coleoptera; Chrysomelidae.